GUAGGACAGUCGCCUCACCAGUCACCUCCACUCCUUGACGUCGUCGCAUUGUUUUCUUAUGUUGCGACGUGCACCCACCCUCAACGACGGAAAAGUACUCGACCGCCUCCAAGAGAGUGUCAGGAUCAACAGUCCAUUCAAGCCUCCGAGCUUUACAGCUGUCACUGACCGCGCUCAAACAAUUCGAAAACGGAAACGAGUUUCCUACAAGGGGCAACAAGGGGAUGAUUCAGACUCUGAUGAGGAUGGUCGGAAGAAGAAAAGAAAGAAGGACGACAAGGACGCAUACCAUAAUGAAGCGGAGCUCUUAGCUGCUGUGAAGACAUACCCGGUGUUCAAGCCAAAACCGUUCAAUCAGUGUCGUGGGUUUUCCAUGCCUUCGAUGAAGAAUAAAGAUGGAGAAAAUAUUCCUCUUUUUGCUUCCAACGUCUCUCUCGGCACCCGACCGCAGGCGAGACUCAUUCCGCGACCGUUACACGAUCCUAUGGAAGAUCAUGCCAUUGUCCUGUACGAUCCCACUAUAGACGAUCAGGAGACUGACGAGGAGCGAAGAGAGAGGAUGAAGGAGGAGGAGAAGACGAAAGCUCUGUUAGAGGCGCAAGAGAAGACCGCAGGCCUUUACAACCCUCACAAGAGCCUAAAAGCUUUGUUGGGUGAAGACAAGAACAAGAAGGAGGCUAUAGCAAAGGUUCCGGUAGUCAUCGACCCACGGCUUAGCAAGGUUCUGCGGCCGCAUCAGGUUGAAGGCGUGAAAUUCUUGUACAAAUGUACAACGGGCAAGGUUGUCGAGAACCAGUACGGCUGCAUUAUGGCCGACGAGAUGGGGCUCGGGAAAACGCUACAAUGUAUCGCUCUACUAUGGACCUUGAUUAAACAAUCGCCUCACGCUGGGAAACCAUCCAUCGAGAAGUGCAUUAUCGCUUGCCCUUCCAGUCUUGUCAAAAAUUGGGCUAAUGAGCUGGUAAAAUGGCUCGGUCAGGAUACCAUCAAUGUUUUGGCAGUUGAUGGCAAGGGUGGUAAAACCGUCCUUCUUGAGAAAGUUGCUCAAUGGGUGGCAGCUCGUGGUCGGAACGUAACGCAACCAGUUAUGAUCGUCUCAUACGAAACGCUACGAACACUAUCUGUGUAUCUAGCAAAUUGCACUAUUGGUCUCCUGCUCUGCGAUGAGGGACAUAGACUGAAGAAUUCAGAAUCCCUGACUUUCACUGCCCUGAACGCCCUUGCUGUCAAGCGUCGCGUUAUACUUACAGGAACGCCUAUCCAGAACGACUUGUCUGAAUAUUUCUCUCUGCUCAACUUUGCGAAUCCCAACUUCCUGGGUACUAAGGGUGAUUUCCGAAAAAAUUUCGAGAACCAUAUCAUCCGCGGUCGGGACGCCAUGGCAAGCGACGCGGUGAAGGCUGAAAGUGAAAAGAAACUGAAGGAACUUGGUGGUCUCGUAACGAAAUUUAUCAUUCGAAGGACUAAUGACCUUCUUUCGAAAUAUCUUCCGGUCAAAUAUGAACAUGUCGUGUUCUGUGGCCUUUCAGAUUUCCAGCUGUCACUAUAUCGGUUAUUCAUAUCUUCGCCAGAAAUCAAGGCAUUACUACGGGGCGCUGACUCUCAGCCACUCAAAGCUAUCAACAUUCUUAAGAAGCUGUGCAAUCAUCCAGAACUCCUGAGCCUCCCCGAAGACCUUCAGGGAUCCGAACAUCUGAUACCAGAAGGUUUUGUCGGUGCCGGAGCGUCAGGUGGUGGCAGUAGAGGAGGCGGAAGAAACCAAACAGUUCGCUGUGAUUGGGGUGGCAAGUUCCUCGUUCUCGAAAGGUUUCUGCAUCAGUUACGAACAACAACGAAUGACAAGAUCGUUCUCAUCAGUAAUUACACACAAACGCUCGACCUAUUUGAGAAAUUAUGUCGGAGCAAGAAAUACGGAUUCUUUCGUUUAGACGGGACUAUGACAAUUACCAAGCGCCAGAAGCUGGUUGAUCAGUUCAACAACCCUGAAGGGAAGGAAUUCAUCUUUUUACUUAGCAGUAAAGCUGGUGGAUGUGGUAUCAAUCUUAUUGGCGCCAACCGUCUUAUUCUUUUCGACCCUGACUGGAACCCUGCUGCCGAUCAACAAGCUCUUGCUCGAGUGUGGCGAGACGGUCAGAAGAAAGAAUGCUUUGUGUACCGAUUCAUCUCAACGGGAACCAUCGAGGAAAAGAUCUUCCAACGACAAGCUAACAAACAGGCUCUUUCUUCUGCUGUUGUGGACGAAAAUGAAAACACCGAGCGCCACUUCUCAAUUGACGCAUUGCGACAACUGUUUUUGUUCAACGAGAAUACACUUUGUGAGACGCAUGAAACGUUCAAGUGCAAACGAUGCAAAAAUGGCAAGCAGAUAAUUAAGGCUCCGGCUUUACUAUACGGCGAUGCCAGCACAUGGAAUCAUUUCACUAAUGAGGAGCUCAAGAACAACCACGAUGAUCUUUUACGAGCUGAAGUUGGAUUACCUGAGAUCUCGUUUGUCUUUCAGUAUAUUAGCCAUUAGUUUCUAUCCCUCUAGCCUCAAGGACGGUGCAUUAUACUCACAUUAUGGAAUCUGUACAUCAUUGUAAUACUUGCUAGCCCAGUGAGUUCAGGAAAAUGAUUGAGUUUUCAAUUGUAUAUCC
Desarmillaria tabescens is the source of this 2636-nucleotide messenger RNA. Its product is annotated as DNA repair protein, SNF2 family. The coding region runs from base 59 to 2515 and encodes 818 amino acids. NCBI's taxonomy places the organism in Eukaryota, Fungi, Basidiomycota, Agaricomycetes, Agaricales, Physalacriaceae. Gene Ontology annotation, molecular function: hydrolase activity, acting on acid anhydrides; ATP binding; ATP-dependent chromatin remodeler activity. The record is from RefSeq and is a predicted model, not a curated record. Gene Ontology annotation, cellular component: nucleus. The transcript has 12 exons. Gene Ontology annotation, biological process: reciprocal meiotic recombination; double-strand break repair via synthesis-dependent strand annealing.